This is a messenger RNA of Myripristis murdjan (pinecone soldierfish), 1245 nucleotides long. RefSeq names its product cell wall integrity and stress response component 3-like. The record is from RefSeq and is a predicted model, not a curated record. Bases 90 to 857 code for a protein of 255 amino acids. The transcript is spliced from 4 exons. NCBI's taxonomy places the organism in Eukaryota, Metazoa, Chordata, Actinopteri, Holocentriformes, Holocentridae.
CACUCCCAACUACCACAACACUCCUAACUACCACAACCACAGUGCCAAAAACUACCACAACCACAACACCCAAAGCUACCACAGUCACAAUGCCGACAACUACUCCAACCACAAUGCCUGCAACUACCACAACCACAACAACCCCAAGUAACACAACCGUAAAGCCAACAACUACCAAAACCACAACACCCACAACUACAACCACAACACCCACAACUACAACUACCACCCCAAAACCUACAACCUCAACCUCAGAUCCUGUAUUUAUUGACACAACAGUUUCUACAGUUCCAGUGUCUUCCUCAUUUUCAAGCAGAACAACUAUUGAAACCCCACUGGCUUCACCCACCAAGGACAGUUCAAAGAGAAAUGGUAGUGAUAUUUACACAACCGAUGGAAGAGGAGAUCCCACACCUAACCCAACAGCAGCAACACAAACUACUACCAUAAAUGACAAACAUACAAUGACAACAGACCGGCAUGGUACUGUAACUCAAGCCCCUCUUUAUCCAUCAACAUCUGGCAGUGGUGGCAGUGGUGGCAGUGGCGGCAGCAGCACCAACGACUGGGUACCUGGAUGGGGCAUUGCUCUUUUAGUAUUAGCUGCCGUCAUCUUGUUGCUGCUCAUAAUCAUCUUUAUCAUGAUGGUGGUCCGUUGGUGCUGUAAGAGACCAGAGAAAGAUUACAUGGAUACCACUGAAGAUCCAUAUUAUAAUCAGAAUAAACAACCUCCCCAGGAAUCUCUGCCAGUGUACUCUCCGCAAUCCCCGGUGGAAAAGAAACCACCGUCAACCCCAGUCAUCGUUGGGGACACACCCAAAAAGAACAGAACAGGCUUCUAUGCAGUAAACCCCUGAGAUUCUUUGGAUGAAUGGAAGACAUGUGGUGACAGGCAGCCUGUAAUCAGCGAAUGACUGGUAGAAAAAGCUGGACUCCAUCAACAGCGAAAACACCACUGUACAAUGUACAUAGCAUAUUUUAAAUCUAUUGAUGAAUGAACAAAAUCACAAUAUAUGUUAUUUAUUAUACUGCUGUUUUUAUUGUUUGUCAUAUUUCGGUUUGAUACUUUUCGUCUCAUAUUUCAUAUGAUUCUGUCAAUAUACAGUAAAUACACAUCUAUACAGAUCAAUGAAAUCGGUAUCCGUACUGUAAUUAUUUAAUACAAAAUGCUGAUGAAUUUUGCCAAAUUUAUGAUGUCUUUAGCAUGUAAUAAUGAAAUGCCAAGUAAUAAAGACAGAUUUAACA